AUGGAGCAUUUACUCAGAGGACAUUUUGGUCGAAUCGUAAUAAGUACUUAUACACCUUUAAAGUACGGGUCCCAAAGGCAUUGCCAGAGAGGGAUAUGUAGCACUUGGAGUGGAAGAGCCCUGGACAGGUCUAAGCCUCUUUUAAAACAGCAAUAUUAUUACCAAAGGAGAGAAUAUGGAAUGCUAGUUGUUAAAGCACUUCGUGGUGUUUUAAAAAUUCGUUACUUGCUUCUUGGUGGUGCUGUUGCCGGUGGAAGUGCUCUGCAAAAGAGAUAUACUGACUGGAAGGAUGGACUACCAGAUCUCAAAUGGUUAGAUGACGUUCUGCCGGAUAACGAAAAGUGGCAUCAAUGGAGAACAAACCUGGUUGAAUUUAAGGACAAUGUUAAAAACAACAUUGAAUUAGAUCCUAAAAUUAAAGCAGUGACCGAGGCGAAAUAUAAAGAGUUGAAAAACUGGUUCGAUCAGCGACUCGACGAUGCAAUCGCAGCAGCAGAAUUGCAAGAAGCAUCCGCGAACAGCCAAGGUGCGUUAACUGCCGUUCCCCAGUUUUUAUACAGACUGUACUCAGAAGUAAAAAACGACAUUGUUCAUAAGGCUACAGUACAAGCAGCCAAUCCUUUUUCGAACGACGAAAGGACGAGGAAAGACGCGCAGGAAAGAAUCAACACCAUUCAAGAGGAAAUGAUGCAAACCCAAAUCAAAUACCAGCGGGAGCUUGAGCGAUUGGAAAAGGAAAAUAAAGAAUUGAGAAAGCAGAACUUGCUGUUGAAGCAAGGCAAAAAACCGGUCACUAGGAAAAUUAAACGCAGCCUGAUCGAUAUGUACAGUGAAGUAUUGGACGAGCUGGCCGAUUUUGACACCGGUUACAACACUCAGGAUCAACUUCCUCGUGUUGUCGUAGUGGGAGAUCAAAGCAGCGGUAAAACGUCCGUCUUAGAAAUGAUUGCACAAGCUAGAAUUUUCCCUCGUGGCGCCGGGGAAAUGAUGACAAGAGCACCUGUUAAAGUUACGUUGUCGGAAGGCCCGUAUCACAUAGCGCAAUUUAGAGACUCCUCGAGGGAAUUCGAUUUGACCAAGGAAUCCGAUCUGGCCGAUUUACGGCGCGAAGUGGAGUUGAGAAUGAGAAACAGCGUUAAAGGUGGAAAAACAGUUUCGUCAGAAGUGAUUUCGAUGACUGUCAAAGGUCCGGGUUUGCAGAGAAUGGUAUUGGUAGAUUUGCCAGGAAUAAUAUCUACACAAACGACGGAUAUGGCGGCAGAUACAAGGGAGAACAUCAAACUUAUGACUCAAACGUACAUGAAUAAUCCGAAUGCUAUAAUAUUAUGUAUACAAGAUGGAUCCGUUGAUGCGGAACGAAGUAAUGUUACCGAUUUGGUCGCUCAGUGCGAUCCGCAGGGUAAAAGAACAAUUUUCGUUCUGACCAAGGUUGAUAUGGCAGAAGAAAAUCUAGCUGAUCCUAACAGAAUAAGAAAAAUACUAUCCGGAAAGUUGUUCCCGAUGCGAGCAUUGGGAUACUUCGCGGUCGUAACGGGAAGAGGUAGAAAAGACGAUUCUAUACAAACCAUAAAGGACUACGAGGAGAAUUUCUUCCAAGGAUCAAAAUUGUUCAAGGAUGGCGUUGUUAAAUCUACGCAAGUAACUACCAGAAAUCUGAGUCUCGCCGUAGCGGAUUGUUUCUGGAAAAUGGUGAAGGAAACCGUCGAACAACAAGCAGACUCUUUUAAAGCUAGAAGAUUCAAUUUGGAAACUGAAUGGAAAAAUAAUUUCCCCAGGCUUCGUGAACAAGACAGAGACGAACUAUUCGAAAGGGCGCGCACUGAAAUUUUAGACGAAAUCGUCAAUUUGUCUCAAGUCAGCCCGAGGCAUUGGGAAGAAAUUUUGUUGAAAAAUAUCUGGGAAAAAGUCUCGACGCACGUUUUCGAAAACAUUUACAUCCCCGCCGCACAAACUGGAACGUCAGAAACCUUCAACACAUCAGUGGACAUCAAACUCCGCCAAUGGGCCGACACGGUUCUUCCAUCGCAGUCCGUUCAAUCCGGCUGGGAAAGUCUCAAGACGGAAUUCGAGAGUUUCAUGGCUAAAGCCGCAGAAACCCCCUAUCACGACGAUCUCUUCGAUCAGCUGAAGGAAUCCGUGGUGAAUGAGGCCAUGAGACGUCAUUCAUGGGAAAAUAAAGCAUCGGAAAUGCUUCGUGUUAUACAACUUAAUACUCUCGAAGAUAGAACCAUAGGAGACAAACGCGAUUGGGAUCAAGCCGUCAAGUUUUUGGAGAGCAGUAUUAGAGAAAAAUUAAAGGAGAGUGAAACGGCAUUGAGACAUUUACUAGGACCUUCGAGAAAAGAAAGAUGGUUAUACUGGAUGUACCAAAGCGAUGUGCAAGCGAAAAGAAGAACCAUAAAAAACGAAAUAGACAAUAUAUUAUAUUCUAAUGAUAAACAUCCACCCAUUUUAAGUUACGAUGAAUUGACAACCAUAAGAAAUAACCUUCAACGUUCGAAUGUAGAAACCGAUAACGAAUCGAUCAGAGAAGUGUGGGACGCCGUGUACAGAAGGCAUUUCCUAAACAAAUCCUUGUCGAAAACGUACGAUUGCAAAAAGGCGUUUUUCCUGUAUCAUCAGCAAGCCAGCGACGUGGAUUGUUCGGACGUGGUUUUGUUCCACAGGAUACAGCAAAUGAUGAAAGUUACUGCAAAUGCUCUUCGACAGCAGAUUACUAAUAGAGAAGCUAGAAGAUUAGAUAAAGAAAUUAAAGAGGUCUUGGAGGAUUAUAGUCAAGAUAACGAAAAGAAGGUACAAUUGCUUACUGGCAGAAGAGUCACAUUAGCUGAAGAAUUGAAGAGAGUCAGGCAAAUCCAAGAAAGACUAGAAGAAUUUAUACAAGCACUAAACAAAGAAAAGUAA
Phyllotreta striolata is the source of this 2904-nucleotide messenger RNA. Lineage: Eukaryota; Metazoa; Arthropoda; Insecta; Coleoptera; Chrysomelidae. The record is from the annotation of a GenBank genome assembly.